AUGGGUCUGAAGAGCUCCAACCAUGAGAAAUGGGUUGGAGAAAUAAAAGCCCAUGCUGCUGAGUGGAAAGCGAACGUAACAGCUGAGUUCAGAGAGACGCGGAGGCGGCUCAGCGUGGAGAUCCACGACAAACUUCAGCGGGCAGCUACCAUCCGCAGCAUGGAGCGCAGGCGCCUGGGCCUGGACCAGAGGGCCCACUCCCUAGACAUGCUCUCCCCAGAGAAGCGCUCUGUCUUUACUGCCUUGGAAACGGGGCGCUUCAAGGCCUCGUCUCAGGAAAGCAUCAACAACAGGCCUAACAACCUGCGCCUUAAAGGGUCGGAUCAACUCAACAAGCAUGGGCAGGGGGCAUCUGAGGACAACAUCAUUAACAAGUUUGGAUCAUCUGCCAAGAUGACCAAAAGGAAAAACAAAGAUCUCAAAAAGACCAUCCCUGAGGAUGUGCGUAAAAUCUAUGAGACCUUCCGAAACUACUCCUUGGAUGAAGAAAAAAAGGAAGAAGAAACAGAGAAGAUGUGUAAUUCUGAGAACUCUUCCAGCACUGCAGUCCUAACCAACUGCAUCCAGCAGCACUCGGACCUGGAAAAUGGAAUGAUCCCCACAGAAACCAAAGAAAGGGAACAUGAAAACAAAGCAUUACUUGAAGACAGAAAUUAAAUUUAAGAGAUGCUUGACUUGAAUAAACAAUGCUAGUGUUUUUAUAUACAUAUAUAUAUUGAGACACGUGCCUUAUACAGACUCCUUAUUCAGUCUGAAUUACAUAGCAUCGAAGAAUAUUUCACUGUGCCAUAAAGACUCAAGCUUGCUCUGCCAAAACAAAUCAGGAACACAGCACUGCAGAAUGGCAAAAGAAAGCUACGCACAUGGAAAUUUCAGCCUGUAUAAAAUUACCAGGGUAAGACACAAAGGAAAAGCCUGAACCACGGCAGUACCACCAGAAUGCUGCCACCAUCGCAUGACAUUAGACAAAGGGCAGCUAUGUAAGAAGAACCUUUCAAAAGAAUGGAAAUGAUCAUAUCUUUUAAAUGGAGUAUGUACAUUAAGCCUUUCCCUGGUGAUUAUAAAGAGGAGAAAUGUUUGGAAUUAACUAGAAACUUUCAGUAAGGUUUAGUUUACGUUUUUGGCACGUGAUCCAGGCUAGAUUUUUUCUUUUCAUUUUUAAAUCUGAUGCAUUAUCUUUCUAAACUCCAUAAGAAUGUCUGCGGACACAGCCACCAGCUAAAUGCUGGUUUGAAAAACCAACACAGAUGUAUUUAAGGGUUGGAUUGCUCUUUCCAUUAAAAACAAAAGAAACUCUGUGGGUAUUUAUCAUAAUCAGUAAAGAAUAAAAUAAAAGAACAUGGAUUUUUUUCUCUUGUAGGAAAUAUUCAGUGUAAACUCAAUGCAAGAAAGUACAUAUGAAGAAAAGGCAACAUUUCAUGACGUGUUGUUUAAAAGAAGAAAAAUAUUAAUUUAAUAAUAUUUGGCUAAGUGUAUUAAACAGUGGGCCAACUGUUUUUUUUUUAAAUGAAUUUCUGAUUCAUAAUUUCUACCACUGAAAGAACUUCAAUUUUAAUGUUGUAAGACCAUGAAAACAGAAGAAAAGCUAUAGCUUUUGCAUGUCAGCAAACUGCUGUUCUCUGCAGCUCAAUCAAAUUUUUUUAAAAAGAGUCAUAAGAGCAUAUAUAUAUAUCCAAAUGAGGGUUAGGGCAACCAUAUGAUC
Molecule: messenger RNA, 1702 nt
Organism: Nothoprocta perdicaria
Lineage: Eukaryota; Metazoa; Chordata; Aves; Tinamiformes; Tinamidae
Product: potassium channel subfamily K member 10-like
Exons: 2
Coding region: 1-657 (218 amino acids)
Source: RefSeq, a predicted model, not a curated record